Messenger RNA from Cydia strobilella, 4603 nucleotides. It is a transcript of the gene mbl, whose product is annotated as protein muscleblind. The record is from RefSeq and is a predicted model, not a curated record. The coding region runs from base 745 to 2004 and encodes 419 amino acids. Gene Ontology annotation, cellular component: nucleus. Gene Ontology annotation, molecular function: metal ion binding; RNA binding. Lineage: Eukaryota; Metazoa; Arthropoda; Insecta; Lepidoptera; Tortricidae. The transcript is spliced from 11 exons. Gene Ontology annotation, biological process: regulation of RNA splicing.
UCGUCACUCGCCUCCCGUCAGUCGCCCGCCGACUCCGCUUGCGCUUGUGUGACUCGCGCCGCUCUGUGCACCGCACUCGUGCUCCGAACACGACGCGUGCCGCCCCGCUGUGGCCGCGAACCGCGACCUCUACGCUACCGGCGAAACGUUUCUCCUAACUUUCGUGCAAUUUGCUAUGUUUUAACAACUUUUGGACAUACACACUCCCCUACCCAGCUUGUUUACCCCUCAUCAUAGUUGAGCCCCGCACCGCACCGGCUUGCUCGCUGACCGCCGAGCCGCUAAUCUCGCUUUUUCGCGCCUCACCGUCGCCCGCCCAGGCCCGCCCCGACCGCCGCUAUGCUCGCGCACCAAACACCGCUCGCCCUCUGCUAAACUCAACCGUCAACAUCGAUACGAACGCGUGUGAUAAUAAUUUAAUACUCGCCUAAAUAAGCUUGCAACUUCGGUGUCUUUAUUCUAACUUAAUUGUAGGAUUAAUCAUAAUAGUAACGCAUCGCAACGCAACGUAAACAGUCAAUCCAGUCGUUGCGUCACCGCGACAUUAGCGUUAAAGUACGCGUGUGAAGUAGUGUGUGGUUGUGAGGGUGUGCGGGUGCCGACUAGUGGCUGAAGACAGCGACUAGGAAGUGUAAGGAGUGCAUGCCCAGAGCGCCAGUGCGCGCUCACCUCCCGCGGCCUAUGCCCCGCAGUCGAUCCACGUAACUACGUGCGCGAACUCCGCAUCCUACUCCAGUGGCAGUGAUGGCCACCAUGGUGAACAUGAAUAGCCUUCUGAACGGCAAGGACUCACGCUGGCUGCAGCUCGAAGUGUGUCGCGAGUUCCAACGGAAUAAGUGCUCGCGGCCAGACACCGAGUGCAAGUUCGCACAUCCCCCAGCGACCGUCGAGGUGCAAAAUGGACGGGUCACCGCCUGUUACGACAGUAUCAAGGGUCGGUGUAACCGAGAGAAGCCGCCUUGCAAGUACUUCCAUCCGCCCCAGCAUCUGAAGGACCAGCUGCUGAUCAACGGUCGAAACCACUUAGCUUUGAAGAACGCCCUAAUGCAGCAGAUGGGGCUAACGCCGGGCCAGGUGAUGCCCGGCCAGGUCCCCGCCGUGGUGGGCGGCGUGAGCGGCACCGGCGCGGCCGCGAGCCACAUCGCCGCAUUGGACCCGAUCAGUCUCGCCCUGCUCGCCCCGCAGGCGACGUCCCCGUACCUGUCGGGCGUGCCGGGCUCGACGUACGCGCAGUACUACGCGCCGCAGCUCAUGCCGGCGGUGCUGGGCCACGACCCGAACGCCGCGGCCGCCUCGCCUCUCGGCGUCAUGCAGCAGCCCGUGCUUCAGCAAAAGCUACCACGCACCGACCGUCUCGAGGUGUGCCGGGAGUUCCAGCGCGGCGCAUGCAAGCGCGCCGAGUCCGAGUGUCGCUUCGCGCACCCGCCGCCGCCCGUGGCCGCGCACGACGACGGCUGUGUCACGGUGUGCAUGGACGCCGUCAAGGGCCGCUGCGUCCGCGACCCCUGCCGCUAUUUCCACCCUCCCCUGCACCUGCAGGCGCACCUUAAGGCGCAGGCGCGCGGCGCGAUGGACAUGAAGAGCGUCGGAUCCUUCUAUUAUGAUAAUUUCGCCUUUCCCGGUGUGAUGCCGUACAAACGACCCGCCGCCGACAAAGCGGGCGUCCCCGUGUACCAGCCGGCGACGACCUACCAGCAACUGAUGCAGCUGCAGCAGCCGUUCGUGCCCGUGUCAUGCUGUGCCCCGACCAACGCGCCCUUUGUGGUUUACACCGACGAGCGCGGACAGUUACUGGACACCCUCCCGGUGUGCCAAGAUUUUAAUCGACAAGGAUGUACAAGACCUACCUGCAGAUUUGUUCAUAUUCGUGAAGGGUGCGGGCUGCAGGUGAUGGGGUGCCGCGUGGUGGUGUGCCGCGACGCCGCCUCGGGCUCGUGCCGCCGCGCCGCCUGCCGCUACUACCACAUCCCCGUGCAGUUGCCGCCGGCCCUGCGACCCCCCUAACCGCCCCGUCCUCCCCCUUCACCCUCACCCCCCCCUCUGCCCCCCUCUCGCCCUCACCUAGUUCUUCACCCAUCCGAGUCCGGUCCCAGGUACCGGCCCGCAUCGCCGCGGUAUUCCAUAUCGAUCGCGCCUCUGGCACACUCGGGUUCGGCAGGUUCGGCCGGAUCGCACUGUCGCUCCCGCUGCUGAGGUGGUGAUAUCUUAGUAAAUAUCGGUUAGUGUAGACUGUAGAGCGGCCGAAACGAGUCGCGCCCUACGCCGCCGGCGCGGCCCGCGACUCGCUUCCGCCGGGAACGUUCCUUACGAGUAAGUCUUCGGGAAAGAGUGUGUACAUAUUGUAGCGGGAUAUGAUUCUCAGGCACGGUCAUGCGAUUGUGAUAUGAAUAGAUUUCGAGGCGCCGGAGCCGUUUGAGUAAUUUUAUCGAGGUCGUACCGAGAUCGUCAAAUAGUAGUUAGUGAGGUUUCAAAUGUUUUAUUACUAUUGUAUAUUUUUUUUAAGAUACGAUAUGAGUUCCUGUAAAGAUCGGUGCGUCUGCCGUUUGGCGUCGCACAAACUUGUUGUAUAUAAGCGAUAUAAUGUUGAGAUGGGCGGCGCGGCGGCGUGAGUCACGCUCGCGGCCUGAGCGCCGCCGCGCCGGCCGCAGCUUCUGGCGAGACGGCCCAGGCCGGUGUCAAAAGUUGCCUCACCACACUCCUAAUGUGAGCAUUUUUGUGAGAAUUAUGUUAAUUUUUUAUGAAUUAUAAAAUUUUGUUUUAAUAGGUGACAAGUUUACAGUAGUUUAGAUUAAGUGAACCAGUAAUGAAACACCAAUAGAGUAGCCGCUUCUCUCCUUCGGCACUAAAACUUUUGACGCCGGAGCACAAUUCACGUCCCGUCGGGCGACGCCGCGCGCGCCGCCCGGUUCACACUUAGCAUAGAUCACGACACUCGUAGAGUGAUAGAGGACAGACAUUCGAAAUACAAUGAACGUUAUCGGACAAUAUUAAAAUGAAGAAGGCAUACUUCCAAGCUAUUUAAAUUCUAGGAUAGAACGUCGGCUUUAUUCCAGAUAGAUUUUGCUAGAUAAUCAUUAUUUUAUUGAUAUCGAUCCUCGUUUAUCGAAGCACAAAAUAGUGACCGGCGAUCGAGUCCGAUUACCUCUCGGGGAAGUACACGAAAUAGCUAUCGUUUUCGACACAAACAGUAUUAACGUUUUGAUCAAAUUUAUCUCGUCGUAUGUAUGUAGGGGUGAUAUGCGGAUAGAGAGAGGCGGGCGUGCGCGCUAGCGCGGCCCCGGUGGCGAUGCGAGCCACAGAGCGUGGCAUGCCGCACGGCACACGCCGCACGGCACAAGCCACUCGGCCUCGACGCCGCCGCCGAGUCCGGGCGCGCGCACCCCGGAGGCAUGGAAGCCUAAUGCCUAAUAUUAUUCCUAGUCCAUAUCCUUUUUGUUGAUCAGUCAUGCGAUUAAUAUUAGAAUAAAUAUUAAUAAUUUGAUUUAUUCCUCCCAUUUAGUGGAUAUUUUGAUAAUGAUAUAUUAAUAAUAAAAAAUAUUUAAGAUACAUAAUACAUAUUUGAUUCUAAAUCCUCAUAAAGUGACACUACGUUAGUAAUUUAGUCGGAGGGAUACUUGUGCCGUGAUUAUAUUUUUAGGUAUAUAUUAUGAAAUAAUUCCUAGCGUCGGAAUUAAAGAAGUGAUUAAUGUGUAAGCGUGUUAUGAUAUAUUUAUUGUCGUAUCGUAAGUGGAAUGCCAUAUCGAUAAAAGGUGAAUAUAUCGGAAGCGGAGUCAAACUCAUUAGAACUCGUUGCGUUUGUGUUUAUGUUGGUUGUUAUUAUCGGUCCGUGCUAGUGGCUAGGGUGAACUGUUCACUUUUAUCAAUACGGCACGCAGACUCUUAAAUGUAUAAGUUGUCAUUUUAUUUUUUGUUGAAAUUUAUCGUUUCAUGGAUUAUUUGUUGCCUAUAAUUUUUAUAAACAAAAUUUUAUGAUCUGACGCAUUUAUUGUAAGACAAUCGAUUACUUUUAUAAUUAAUUAGUGUGAUAAAAUUACUAUGGUAUCAAAUUGCCGUUAUGAAAGAUUGAACAUCGAAAGUAUCCUUCCUGUUUAGAAGGGACUCUUCUGGCCCAAGGUUUCUAGUGGAUUCUAUAUUUUUUUCUUUUUGUUGUAUUUUUAAUGUUGCGUGUUAUAAUAUAUUUCACAUAAUAUAUUUCAUUUUUGUGAUAUUUUUAACUAUAAAGUACUGUUAUUAUAAAUCCAAGUGGAAUAAUGAUGACCUAAUAAAAUAUUCAAGAAUUUAUUUGUAAAUCAAAAAAAAAUGUAAAACUGUAAAUAUAUUGACAAAAAAAUGAACUGCAACAAUAAUUGAUUAUUAUAUCUCUCGUCAAAUACACUGUAAGUUCUUUGAGUACCUUCCUAAUGGUAUCUAAUUAUGUAGUACAGUCUACUUAAAGGUAAACCGGUCCAGUGAACAAAAUAUUGAUAAUAUUGUGAACAUUUUUUAUUCACGAGCAAUCACAGAAAGUACAUGACAUUGUAAUAUUAUUUAUGAAAUUACUAUGUGAUGUGAUCUUCGGAUCAAUUUUGAGUACAGUAUAGAUAAUAAACAACUGAAUAUGUGA